This is a messenger RNA of Rhododendron vialii, 2594 nucleotides long. RefSeq names its product microtubule-associated protein 70-2-like. Gene Ontology annotation, biological process: cytoskeleton organization. The record is from RefSeq and is a predicted model, not a curated record. Gene Ontology annotation, molecular function: microtubule binding. The transcript is spliced from 11 exons. Bases 247 to 2079 code for a protein of 610 amino acids. Lineage: Eukaryota; Viridiplantae; Streptophyta; Magnoliopsida; Ericales; Ericaceae.
UAAUUUGUUUGUUUAUAAUCAUACACCUAAACACACACACUCUCUCUCUCCCCCCGAAGAAAAACACAUUUUCUAGAGAGAAGAAGCUCACAAUCCCAACACCAAAAAGAAUACUAGAAUAUACGUCUCCAAAUCUCGACUCUCUCUCUGUCUCUCUCUCUCCAUCUAUCUACGCGCAUUAUGACAGAUUAGAAACCAUAGACUGAGGUCGUGAAGUGGCAGUGAAACAGUGUUAUUAGAUCCGAGAUGGCGGAGGUUCCCGGCGACGGAGGGGGAAUGUCGCCGGCGGAUGUUCUGGCGGCGCCAUUGUCGGCGUCGGGAUCGUUCAGGGGUUCGCGGCAGCGGAGAGCUCCGGCGCGGCCGCCGAGCAUGGACGCCGACGAGUUCAUGAACCUGCUCCACGGGUCGGAUCCGGUCAAGGUGGAGCUCAAUCGAUUGGAGAAUGAAGUCAGGGAUAAGGAUCGAGAAUUGGGGGAAGCAAAUGCGGAGAUCAAGGCACUGAGGUUUUCAGAUCGCCUAAGAGAGAAGGCAGUUGAAGAGCUAAGUGAAGAAUUGGCAAAGGUUGAAGGAAAGCUCAAGUUAGCAGAAUCUCUUCUAGAAAGCAAAAAUCUUGAGAUAAAGAAAAUCAACGACGAGAAGAAGGCCUCUAUGGCAGCUCAGUUUGCUGCAGAAGCCACUCUCCGAAGGGUUCAUGCUGCCCAAAAAGAUGAUGAUAUGCCUCCCAUUGAAGCCAUCCUUGCACCGCUGGAGGCUGAACUCAAACUUGCCCGUCAAGAGAUUGCAAAGCUGCAGGAUGACAACAAGGCGUUAGAUCGCCUCACCAAAUCCAAAGAAGCUGCUUUGCUUGAAGCUGAGCGGACUGUUCAGGUUGCCUUGGCAAAGGCUUCCAUGGUGGACGAUCUUCAGAAUAAGAACCAAGAGUUGAUGAAGCAGAUAGAAAUUUGCCAGGAAGAAAAUAAAAUUUUGGAUAAAAUGCUCCGCCAAAAGGUUGCUGAGGUUGAGAAGCUUACCCAAACUGUGCAUGAGCUUGAAGAGGCUGUCCUUGCUGGGGGUGCAGCUGCAAAUGCUGUGAGGGAUUACCAGCGCAAAGUUCAAGAGAUGAAUGAGGAGAGAAAAACUCUUGAUAGGGAGCUCGCACGUGCAAAAGUGACAGCAAAUAGGGUGGCUACAGUUGUAGCUAAUGAAUGGAAAGAUGCUAAUGACAAAGUAAUGCCCGUGAAGCAAUGGCUUGAGGAAAGAAGGUUUUUGCAGGGAGAGAUGCAGCAACUCCGGGACAAGCUCAUUAUAGCUGAUAGAACUGCUAAAUACGAAGCUCAGUUGAAAGAAAAAUAUCAACUGCGACUCAAAGUACUAGAAGAUAUUUUGAGAUCAUCAAACAGUAGCAAUCGUCUCACCUUAGAGGGAAGUAAUAUAAACAGUGGCCCUUCACGUCGCCAAUCUCUGAGUGGAGCUGAUAACAUCUCUAAAUUGGCCUCCAAUGGCUUUUUGCCCAAGAGAUCUCCAUCCUUUCAGUUGAGAUCGACCUCAUCUUCUGGUUCCAGUUCAAUAUUAAGGAAUGCAAGAGGGACUUCGAAAUCAUUUGAUGGCGGUACACGGUCAUUAGAGAGGGGUAAAAUCCUUUUGAAUGGAACAUCUCCAAAUUUUGAUCUCGAGGGCAUGAAGGAUGCUGCAACCACUAGUAAUACCUGUAAAGAGAAUCCAGAAGAAAAAGCCCAAGACUUACCUGCAACGGAUACGGAGGAUAGUGUGCCUGUAGUGUUGUAUGAUUUGCUACAAAAAGAAGUAAUUACUUUGAGGAAAGCUGGUCAUGAAAAGGAUCAAAGUCUUAAAGACAAGGACGAUGCAAUUGAGAUGUUGGCAAAGAAGGUUGAUACUUUAACUAAAGCGAUGGAGGUUGAGGCCAAGAAGAUGAGAAGAGAAGUUGCUGCCAUGGAGAAGGAGGUAGCUUCUAUGCGCGAGGAUAAAGAACAUGAAAACAGGGCCAAACGGUUUGGGAAUUCCAAGGGUCCUGUAAGCAGUUCUCAGGCUCUGCCUGCAAGAAACACGGGACGAGGCGGGUUGAUGCGUAGCACCCAAUAAUAAGAAGCCCCAACGACAGAUGGAAGGAGUAAUUCAGCACGGGCCUUUUCUUGGGUCAUUUCCCUCUUCCUCUCCCCGAUUUCUCCUAUUUAGUGGUUGAUUCUACUGCUAGCAUGCCAGUGGUCAUUUAUUCCGAGUUUAGCAAGAAGAGGAAACUCGAAAUCAGAAAAAACCAGUGGACGAUGUUGGUAUGCUUCUGACUUAGACUGCUAUCCUUUUGCUAAGAAAUCAGCAGAGCACGAAAGCAAGGAUACAAUGUUGAUCAGCUAACCAUUGGGGGGAUUAAUGUUUGCGUGGUCGUAACCGUUUGUUGUAUAGUUAGCUUGUGGGCGUUUCCUAAUAUUAUUACUUCUCAUUUGCGGUCUAAAUUUGUUAUCUGCUGCUAGCAUGGGUGUCGUUGGUUCAGUUUUGUCAAUGUUCUGGUAAUCAGAUGAAGCUCACAGUUCCCAUGACUGUGUCUGUGAUUAGCAUAGACUUUGUUUCUGAGUUAUAUACACAUGUCUACACUUGAACAG